This is a messenger RNA of Hyla sarda, 2027 nucleotides long. Its product is annotated as 5-hydroxytryptamine receptor 3A-like. The transcript has 9 exons. Gene Ontology annotation, biological process: chemical synaptic transmission; nervous system process; regulation of membrane potential. Bases 1 to 1392 code for a protein of 463 amino acids. Lineage: Eukaryota; Metazoa; Chordata; Amphibia; Anura; Hylidae. Gene Ontology annotation, molecular function: neurotransmitter receptor activity; extracellular ligand-gated monoatomic ion channel activity; transmembrane signaling receptor activity. Gene Ontology annotation, cellular component: neuron projection; postsynaptic membrane; synapse. The record is from RefSeq and is a predicted model, not a curated record.
AUGGCACAUACCUGGAUGUUUUUCAACACUCUUUUAUUCUCUCUUCUUAUCAUGUGCACAGACCAAGAUACUAAUUGUUCAAAAUCCCUUAAGCCAACGGUUGUAAGACUUAAUGAAUACUUGUUGGAUGGGUACAAGAAGGGAAUGAGACCAGUAAAUGACUGGAGGAAUGCUACAGUCGUGCACUUAGACUUGGCCAUAUAUGCCAUCCUGGGUGUGAAUGAAAAGGACCAGCUAUUAAGAAGUUACAUGUGGCUUAAACAGACUUGGGUGGAUGAAUUUCUCCAAUGGGAUCCAAAGGAUUUCGACAACAUAACUCAAGUUUCUAUUCCUGCCCAGCUUAUCUGGACUCCAGACAUAAUUGUUUUAGAGUUUGUGGAAUCUACAAGAUCUCCAGAAGCUCCUUAUGUCUAUUUGAAAAAUAAUGGAAGAGUCUUGAACAUGAAACCCCUUCUUAUAACAACUGCCUGCAGCCUUAAUAUUUACUCCUUCCCAUACGAUACACAAAAUUGUUCAGUCACCUUCACUAGUUGGAUUCACACUGCUCUGGACAUUAUUGUAAAACCAAUGGAAAAACAAUAUCGAAUUAAAGAUUUCAAAAGUACCUACUUAAAUGAUGGAGAAUGGGAACUUGUCAGCUCGGCUUCAGAGUUCACAGAGCUUCACAGUGAUGAAAUUUACUUUGGAGAACUACAGUAUAUGAUAGUUAUCCGCAGAAAACCACUCUUCUACUCUAUGACACUGAUCAUACCUAGUAUAUUUCUCAUGGUUAUGGAUAUUUCUGGAUUCUACCUGCCCCCAGAGAGUGGAGAGAGGAUAUCAUUCAAGAUCACCCUUCUUCUCGGUUACUCUGUCUUUCUUAUAGUUAUUUCAGAUACUUUACCUGGAGUUGGAACACCAUUAUUAGGUGUUUACUACACAAUUUGCAUGGGACUGUUGGUUGUCAGCCUCAUACAAAGUAUCUUCAUAGUCCGGACAGUGCAUCAGCAGAAUAUCCAUCUACAAAUUCCAGGAUGGGUAAAGACUUUGAUCCUGAAAAAGAUGCCGGUCUUACUCUGUAUGAAGGGUCUAGUGCAGAAUUAUAUCUCAAAAUGUUCUCAGCAGAUAGAAAAUGAUACUGCUGAGGAUCUCCCUAAUUGUAAAACCAACGAUUUAGAGGGAAGCAAGGAAACAUCAGUGGAAGUGUCACCUACAAAGGAAAAUGAGAAGUUACUCUCCAGUAUCCUAAAGGAGAUUGCUUCAAUCAGACAGCAUGUGAAGAAAACAUAUGAUGACAAUGUAGCUAAUGAAUGGCUGCUGGUUGGAUACAUUCUUGACAUGUUCCUCUUCCGGACCUACAUAUGUGUAGUCACGUUGUUUGCUUUAACCAUGCUAAUCAUGUGGUUCCGAUGAUUCCAUUCAUAUCCAGUUUAAUUAUAAUAUUAAUAUAUUCCUAUAUUCAUAAACAGCGGGUGAAAUAAGAAUUGAAGCAUUUUUCUCACUUAAUACUGUUCGUUUGAGACAAUGGUACCUCCUAAUUCCAGGUCUUCUUGAAGCUCUCCACAGGUGCCCUUGGCUCUUGGACAACUGAUUAUUCUUUUCACUCCUCUGUCAGAAAUCUUGCAAGGCCGAGGUAAAUUUAUAAUGAAAUCAUUCUUUCCUCUUCCAGAUUAUGGCCCCAAAUGUGCUCACUGGAACAUUCAGAAGGUUAGAAAUGUGCUUGUAACCAAUGCCAUUGUUACGUUAUGCAACAACCAGGUUGUGAAGGUCUUCAGAUAGCUUUUUGCUUUUACCCAUCAUGAGAUGUGUCUUUGGGCACCUUGGCAAUGAGACCUUUUUGUAGGCCAUUAGUUGGGAUUGAAACAGCUGAUAUUAUUUUGAACUGACAAAGGGCUGGAUUGCUUUUUAUUUACUAAUAGAUUUCAGCUGUUGUUUUGGCUUUCCAUGCCUUUUUCCCUGUGUCAAUGCAGCUUAAUACACGUAGCUUAAUUUCUGAAUUUAUUUGUUUGAGUGUCUUCGUAUGGAUGGAUUACUUGGGUUGUUACCAG